Molecule: messenger RNA, 2628 nt
Organism: Pongo pygmaeus (Bornean orangutan)
Lineage: Eukaryota; Metazoa; Chordata; Mammalia; Primates; Hominidae
Gene: DPYS
Product: dihydropyrimidinase
Exons: 9
Coding region: 109-1629 (506 amino acids)
Biological process (GO): pyrimidine nucleobase catabolic process
Cellular component (GO): cytoplasm; cytosol
Molecular function (GO): dihydropyrimidinase activity
Source: RefSeq, a predicted model, not a curated record
AGAGCUCGGGGGCUGUCGGUGGGGACCUUGCAGGAGGGCACCGCCAGCCCGCCCAGCCCAGCCCCUGCGCGCAGCCCGGGCCGGGUAGGACCCCGCGCACCCCUCGCCAUGGCGGCGCCCUCGCGGCUCUUGAUCCGCGGGGGUCGCGUGGUCAACGACGACUUCUCGGAGGUGGCCGACGUGCUGGUGGAGGACGGCGUGGUGCGGGCGCUCGGGCACUACCUGCUGCCUCCCGGGGGCUCUCCUGCGGGACUGCGGGUCCUCGACGCCGCCGGCAAGCUCGUCCUGCCCGGAGGCAUCGACACACACACGCACAUGCAGUUCCCCUUCAUGGGCUCGCGGUCUAUCGACGAUUUCCACCAGGGCACCAAGGCUGCUCUCGCAGGAGGCACCACCAUGAUUAUUGAUUUCACCAUUCCUCAGAAAGGUGGCUCCCUCAUUGAGGCCUUCGAGACCUGGCGAAGCUGGGCUGAUCCCAAAGUUUGCUGCGACUACAGCCUUCAUGUGGCAGUGACGUGGUGGAGUGACCAGGUUAAAGAAGAAAUGAAAAUCCUUGUGCAAGAUAAAGGUGUUAACUCUUUCAAGAUGUUUAUGGCCUAUAAAGAUCUGUACAUGGUGACAGACCUGGAGCUGUACGAAGCCUUCUCUCGCUGCAAGGAAAUUGGAGCAAUUGCCCAGGUCCAUGCAGAAAAUGGAGACUUAAUUGCAGAGGGAGCAAAGAAGAUGUUGGCUCUGGGGAUAACAGGCCCUGAGGGCCACGAGCUGUGCCGCCCAGAGGCAGUGGAGGCAGAGGCCACGCUGAGAGCCAUCACCAUAGCCAGCGCUGUGAACUGUCCUCUCUACAUUGUGCAUGUGAUGAGCAAGUCUGCAGCUAAGGUGAUAGCGGAUGCAAGGAGAGACGGGAAGGUGGUCUAUGGUGAACCCAUAGCAGCCAGUCUUGGCACAGAUGGCACUCACUACUGGAAUAAAGAAUGGCACCAUGCAGCCCACCAUGUCAUGGGUCCACCUUUGCGACCAGACCCCUCAACACCCGACUUCCUCAUGAACCUGUUGGCUAAUGAUGAUCUAACCACAACAGGGACUGAUAACUGCACUUUCAACACCUGCCAGAAAGCUCUUGGGAAGGAUGAUUUUACCAAGAUCCCCAAUGGGGUGAAUGGUGUUGAAGAUCGGAUGUCAGUAAUAUGGGAAAAAGGCGUGCAUAGUGGUAAAAUGGAUGAAAACAGAUUUGUGGCAGUUACCAGCACAAAUGCAGCCAAAAUCUUUAAUCUCUAUCCAAGAAAAGGAAGAAUAGCUGUAGGAUCAGAUGCUGACAUUGUUAUUUGGGACCCAAAAGCCACAAGGACUAUCUCAGCAAAAACUCAUCAUCAGGCUGUUAACUUCAACAUUUUCGAGGGCAUGGUUUGCCACGGGGUGCCCCUUGUGACUAUUUCAAGAGGCAAAGUGGUAUAUGAAGCCGGAGUGUUCAGUGUCACGGCAGGAGAUGGGAAGUUUAUUCCUCGAAAACCAUUUGCUGAAUAUAUUUACAAACGAAUAAAGCAGCGAGACCAGCUUGACUGCCUUAUUGCUCUACAUCAAAGCAGGACGAAACCAUCUGAUGUCAUCUUAGAAUCUUCUAGUCUCCUCUGAGUCACAGCUGAUGGCUACUGCUGCUCAAUAGUACAAUUACAAAACCAAAACUGAAAGACAAACCCUUCAGCCAAUAGCAAUAGACUAUUGUCCUCCUGUUUACUUUUGUGGGUUCCCUGAUUGAUAUGGUUUGGCUGUGUCCCCACCAAAUCUCAUCUUGGAUUAUAGUUCCCAUAAUCCCCACAUGUGGUGGGAGGUAACUGAAUCAUGGGGGAAGUUACCCUCAUGCUGUUCUCAUGACAGUGAGUGAGUUCUCACAAAACCUGAUGGUCUUAUAAGGGGCUUUCCCCCACUUUGCUCAGCACUUCUCCUUGCUGUCACCAUGUGAAGAAGUACAUGUUUGUUUCUCCCUCAACCACGAUUGUUAAGUCUUCUGAGGCCUCCCCAGCCCUGCAGAACUGUGAAUCAAUUAAACCCCUUUCCUUUAUAAAUUACCCAGUCUCAGGUAUGUCUUUAUUUGCAGCAUGAGAACAGACUAAUACACUGACUUAAAGAGUGAUUUCUGGCUGGGCACAGUAGCUCACGCCUAUAAUCCCAGCACUUUGAGAGGCUGAGGCAGGUGAAUCACUUGAGGCUAGGAGUUUGAGACCAGCCUGGCCAACAUGGCAAAAGCCCAUCUCUACUAAAAAUACAAAAAUUAGCUAGAUGCGGUGCUGACAGCCUGUAAUCCCAGCUACUUAGGAGGCUGAGGUGGGAGAAUCACUUGAACCUGGUCGGGGGGCAGAAGUUGCAGUGAGCCACGAUCACACCACUGCACUCCAGCCUGGGCAACAAAGUGAGACUCCAUCUCAAAAAAAAAGAGUGAUUUCUUAUUUUAACCAUUGAAGUGCACCAAAGCGCAAUCUUGUUCCUCAGAUAAUUUACAAAACCGCUUGAGAAAUAGACCUUGCUGUUUUCUUUUCCAGUUUUCUCAUGAGCCAAUUAAACAAUAAGACUUUCUGUCUCCCCAGAUAUAUUAUUUGAGUUCAUUACUGGUGAAUGAGAUGUCAACAAUCAUUG